This is a messenger RNA of Ipomoea triloba (trilobed morning glory), 1840 nucleotides long. RefSeq lists its product as uncharacterized. Gene Ontology annotation, cellular component: VCP-NPL4-UFD1 AAA ATPase complex. Gene Ontology annotation, molecular function: polyubiquitin modification-dependent protein binding. The transcript has 2 exons. The record is from RefSeq and is a predicted model, not a curated record. The coding region runs from base 27 to 1532 and encodes 501 amino acids. NCBI's taxonomy places the organism in Eukaryota, Viridiplantae, Streptophyta, Magnoliopsida, Solanales, Convolvulaceae.
GACUUCUGUUUCAGGCAAAUCAGCAAAUGCAAGAGAGUCUUAUAGCUGGGCGCGGAAUUGUGUUUUGUCGUGUUUUAGAAGCUGUACCUUGUCAAGGUAGUGGAGAUAAAAUUAAAUUGCCUCCAUCUUGCUUUACUGAAUUGUCUGAACAAGGUGCCUUUGACAAAGGACCGCUGCACUUCUCUUUGACUGUCAUUCAUCAAAGCAGUUCUUCGAACACAAAUGAUGGACUGACCAACAGGAAAACACAUGCGGGUGUCUUGGAGUUCACUGCAGAGGAAGGCUUCGCAGGGCUGCCUCCUCAUAUAUGGAGUAACUUAUUCUCUGUUGACAACCCAACAUCCCCUACAGUUGAAGUGCAAUAUGUGUGGCUAGCAAAAGGAACAUAUGCAAAACUACAACCUGUUGAGCCAGGCUUUUCUGACAUACCUAAUCACAAGGCUGUUCUUGAAACAAGCCUUCGGCAGCAUGCAACACUAUCAGAAGGCGAUGUUCUCACUGUUAGUCAUGGUGUGCUGACAUACCAUUUGCGUGUGCUUGAGUUGAAACCUUCUUCUAGUGUAUCUGUUUUAGAAACAGAUAUAGAGGUUGAUGUAAUCAGUGCUGAUCCAGCUGCAGAAGGAACAAGUCAACAUAUACUAAGACCUCUAACUUUUGGGAAGCCAGAAGUUGGAGUUGUUGGGGAGGGCAACUACAUCUACUAUAAAUUCUCCAUAGAUGAUGGUACUUGGUUAAGAAUUUCAUCUGGGGAUGCUGAAAUUGAGGUGAAGGUAGAAUCAACAGCACAAGAUGGAGAUACUGAUUUGUAUAUUUCCAGACAUCCUCUGUUAUUCCCAACACAACACCAGCAUGGGUGGUCUUCCCAUGAUGUGGGUUCAAAAGCUUUAGUUCUUGGUUCCAGGGACCAAGGCUUGGGAGCAGAUACUUACAGUAUUGGUGUUUAUGGUUUCAAGGGAACAACCAGAUACCAGCUGACAGUGACAGUUCAAGACAAAUUGAAGCCAAAGUUGGGCCUGCAAACCUCAGUUUCCAUAUCUGAGACAGACACUGUUGAAUGCCGGAAUUGUAAGCAUAACAUACCUUCCAGAAGUAUAGCGCUACAUGAAGCAUACUGUAGCAGGCACAACAUCGUCUGUCAGCAUGCCAGUUGUGGGAUUGUUCUGAGGAGAGAAGAGGCAGAGAAACAUGUCCACUGUGUUAAAUGUGGGCAAGCUUUUCAGAAGGAAGAGAUUGAGAAGCAUAUGAAAGUUUUCCAUGAGCCACUUAAUUGCCCGUGUGGUGUUGUCCUUGAGAAAGAAAAGAUGGUGCAACAUCAAUCUUCCGAGUGCCAUUUGCGGUUAAUUACAUGCCGCUUCUGUGGAGACAUGGUCCAAGCCGGGAAUUCAGCUGCGGAUGUGCGAGACCGGCUAAGAGGACUUACAGAGCAUGAGAGUUUGUGUGGAUCCAGAACUGCCCCUUGUGAUUCAUGUGGCCGAUCAGUUAUGUUAAAGGAUAUGGACAUACACCAUAUUGCUGUUCACCAAAAUAACUGAUCCUAGCUAGCUAGCUAUGCUAUUCAGCUUCUUUCAAAACGAAUAUUGCAUGUAUUCUUCUUCUCCAUUCUUCUGCCCAAUGUUUAUUGAAUUUCAGUGGUUAAAAUCUCUCAAUGGCAGUUGUAUUUAUGCAAUAUGUUAGUAUCAUCUUCAGAAUUUUUCUUGACUUACAGUUUGGCUAUUGUGUACUCCCAUUUAUUUUAUUUUUAUUGUCUUGGCCCCUUUGAAAGAUGGUGGUUAAGUAUUGUACUAUGAUCAUUGUAUUCAGAAAUGAUGGAUAAUAAAUUUAUUUAUUUAGUGUUUUUUCA